AUGCGCACUAUACACACCGGCCUUGUGCUCGGAGCAGCUGGCUUUGCCCAUAGUCUGACGCCCCUGGGUACAUUUUACCCGCCGAUGCUCAAUGAAACUUCAUACAUCUCCAACAAUUCGCUCGGUACAUACGGUGGUAUUUAUAAAGCAACUACGUAUGGUCCAUCCGAGGGAAAUCCUUACGGAACUUAUGAUUAUUGUUCUAUGCCACAUCCACGAUCUCAGGAAUACGAACUCCCAGCCCCAAUUGCGAAUGGGUCGACCAAGGGCAAGCUUGUUCAUCUAGAGUAUUUACAGCGUCACCAGCGACGCACUCCCUACAAUAUUUUGCCCGGUGGAGAGAACCAACAAUACUCUUGUGAUAAUGUGCGACCGUAUCUUUACGCUGGUCCCAGCAGCCAAAGCGGCAUCCAGCCUAUUCCAAUGUAUGCCCAAACCUACCAGGACCCCUCAAACCCUUUCAGUGCCGAUGUGAAUGGCACCUGCCAAUACCCACAGAUCACUGUCGGUGGGGUCCAAGACGGGUACCAGCAUGGACAAGAUCUCUGGAAUGUCUACGGCAAAAAGCUCGACUUCAUUCCCAAGGAACCAAAUGACCGUGUUUGGUUCCGCUCCAGUGACUCUGCCCUGACACAGGCCACUGCCGGGGCUGUCCUUCGCGGGAUCUGGCCUGCAUACGGUGGUGCUCUAGCCUUGCACCAGAUGGUAUCUUCCGUCGAUACCGUGAACGAAGGGUAUUCCUGUGAUGCCGUCAGCUCAACUCUUUCCAGUUUAGAGUCUACUUCCGAAUGGAAAGAUCAUCUUUCAGUCACAGCUGAGCUACGGUCCAAGCUUGGCUCCAUGCUUGGUGCUACAUCGAGCUCUUGGCAGGAUACAUUUGACCACUUCUCGGAUAAUUUCCAAGCGCGGCUUUGCAAUGGUUACGAGCUACCAUGUAGCAUGACAAACGCAUCGUCAUGUGUGACUCAUGAGAUGGCCAAUGAAGUCUUUCGAGCUGGAGACUGGGAGUGGAACUAUUACUGGAGAACCAACCCUUACGUUGUCAAGUAUAUCCAGGUUGUUGAAGGUCUAUUCAUCGGUGAAAUUCUAGCUCGUCUUCAGGCGGUGCUAAAUGGAAAUUCGAAGAUUGAUUAUAGCCAUAUCUUCAUUCAUGACGGAGAUAUUGGCCCUAUUCUCGGAUCUUUGGGCAUCAAUGGACUUCGCUGGCCAGCAAUGGGCUCUAACAUUGCCUUUGAAAUUUGGGAAACGGUUAACGAGAAAGAUCGAUUUUAUGCUCGAGUGCUUUACAGCGGCCAGUCUGUGGAGACCAUUCAUGGCAAGCUUGACUGGAUCAAACUCAAUCAGCUUAUUGAUAUCAUGAGCCCCUAUGUUCCAGAAGACAUAACAACGCUUUGCGGUUAA
Molecule: messenger RNA, 1401 nt
Organism: Penicillium angulare
Lineage: Eukaryota; Fungi; Ascomycota; Eurotiomycetes; Eurotiales; Aspergillaceae
Exons: 3
Coding region: 1-1401 (466 amino acids)
Biological process (GO): dephosphorylation
Molecular function (GO): phosphatase activity
Source: RefSeq, a predicted model, not a curated record